GAUGAGAGAUGAAUGCUAUAUAAAUGUCACUUUAUUUUCUACCUUCAAAGAACUGCAACACCUCGAUUUAUCUUAUAAUGGAAUUAAUGGUUGGAUCAACAAUGAAGGUUUUGAAAGAUUGGGUGGGUUGAGAAAGCUAGAGGUCCUUGACCUAUCACUUAAUAACUUCAACAACACCAGUAUCUUCACAUCCUUGGGUGAACUCAAGUCCCUUACGACUUUGUCCCUUGGAAGUAAUUAUUUCAUGGGAGGAUCAAUUGAUUAGGAAGAAUUUAUAUCUAAUCUCCAUAACUUGAAGUCAUUGGAUCUGAGUUUUAAUUAUCUCCUUGAGGCCUCUUCGCAAACAAAACAAGGCUCCACAAGUUUGGUUAGAUUGGGAAAGCUGGAGGCUCUAGACCUUACUGAGAAUCGUUUUAACAACAGUAUACUUCCAUUUUUGGGUUCACUGACAUCCCUUAGGACUCUGUCCCUCCAAGACAAUAAUUUGGAAGGAUUGCUUCAUAUGGAAAAAUUAACUAAUCUACAUAACUUGCGAUCGUUGGAUUUGAGUUGGAAUAAUUUCAAUUCCUCGUCAUUCCAAGCAAUAUUACAAGCUUUCUGUGGAAUGAAUAGGCUUCAAGAGUUGGAUCUCAGUUCGAACAAUUUUGAAGGGAUCCUUCCUCCAUGUCUCCAAAAUCUGACAUCCCUUAGAAUAUUAGAUUUGUCCCAUAACCAAUUCAAAGGAAACAUCCCAUCAUCUCUCAUCACCAGUCUGUCACUUUCACAUCUUGUUUUGGGCUACAAUGAGUUUGAGGGCACAUUCACAUUCAAAUCCUUUGCUAACAAUUCAAAACUUGAGGUACUUGACCUUACCAAUGCUGGAAACAAAUUAGAGAUAGAAACUGAUGAUGAUGAUAAUUGGGCUCCUCUUUUCCAAUUGAAGGAACUGUACUUGUCAAAUUGCAGUCUUAACAAGCAAAUGUCAAAUGCUGCUUUUCCCAGAUUUCUCUCCACCCAGUACAACUUAGAAGGUGUUGAUCUUUCCCAUUGCAACUUAAACGAUCUGUUCCCAUCUUGGUUACUGGAGAACAAUAAAAUGUUGGGAUUUCUAAACCUGAGAGAUAACUCACUGAGCGGUCAUUUCCUCUUACCAUCCUAUGUCCACAAUGCUGUAAGUUCUAUAGACAUUUCGAAUAAUUGCAUUGAUGGACUGCUUCAAGAGAAUAUUGGUGACAUUUUCCCAAACGUCGAUCAUCUGAAUUUAUCAAAGAAUAAUUUUGAGGGUGGCAUUCCUUCAUCAAUUGGUAAUAUGAGCUCUUUGUAUACUUUGGAUUUGUCUAACAAUAAUUUUAUGGGCGAAAUUCCUAAGCACAUGGCCAUAGGUUGCAGCCAGUUACACUUCUUAGGACUUUCAAAUAAUAGAUUGCGAGGCCAAGUUUUUCCUCCACAUUUUAAUUUAACUCAGUUAUAUAUUUUAUAUUUGGAUAACAACUCAUUUUCAGGAAAUAUCUUGAGUGGAUUAUCCAAGUGCAAUGGCCUAAUGAUAUUAGAUAUCAGUAACAACCAGCUAACAGGUAAAAUUCCUAGUUGGAUACGUAGUAACCUUACAAAUUUGAGAGUGCUUAAGAUGCGGGGUAAUCUUUUACAAGGAAACAUUCCAGUUCAUGAAUUUCAAUUACUUGAGGGGUUGGAAUUUCUAGACCUUUCUCAAAACCAUCUUUCAGGAUCCAUGGUUUCAUUAUUGAAUUCAACAAGUUUAAUGCAUCUACAUUUGCAAGGAAAUGGAUUAAUCACAGGAUCAUCACCAUCUCAUGCAGCAGCUUCUCUUCUUCUUGUUGUCAACAACAACAACAACUCAAAUUUGUUGACAUUGGAUAUAAGAAAUAACAGUUUCUAUGGGGGUAUUCCUGAUUGGAUUGGUUCCCUUUCUCGUUUGAGGGUUCUUUUGUUGCAAAGAAAUCAAUUUAGUGGUACAAUUCCAAAUCAUUUGUGCCAAUUGGAAUUGAUACAGUUAAUGGAUCUUUCCUAUAAUAGCUUGUCUGGAUCAAUACCCCGAUGUUUCAGUAACAUUUCAUUUGGGAGGAUGUCAAAGAUGGAAUCUAUGUCUGAAACCUAUGCUAAUGGCUGGGUUUCUGUUGUUGAGGUUUCAGAUAGUGGUCUUUUUGGGGCAACAGAAGAAAUAGAAUUCAGGACAAAAGGUAUGUCUAAUUUAUACAGAGGUGGCAUCCUCAAUUACAUGUCCGGGAUGGAUUUAUCAUGUAACAAUCUCAUUGGUCAUAUCCCACAUGAAAUAGGAAGUUUAGAUGGACUUCAUGCAUUAAACUUGUCACACAAUCAGCUCACCGGAUCCAUCCCAAAAACCUUCUCCAAACUGAAACAAAUAGAAAGCCUUGACCUGUCCUACAACAGACUGACUGGGGGAAUCCCUUCAGAAUUGACUACUACACUCAACUUUUUGGCAGUCUUCACAGUGGCACACAACAACUUAUCUGGCAAGACACCAGAGAUGAAGGGACAAUUUGGAACGUUCGACAGCACCAGUUAUGAGGGAAAUCCCUACCUUUGUGGUUUCCCUUUACCACUAAUGUCCUCCUCUUUCUGCUCUUCCACAUCAUCAACCAACACACCUUCGGCAACAGGAGCUUCAAAUAAUGUGGAGAACAAGGAGCAUGAUGACAUUGACACCAUUGUAUUCGCAACUAGUUUUGUGGCUUCAUAUGUGGUGUGUUUUUUGGGAAUUGCAACUGUUCUCUACAUCAACCCUUAUUGGCGGAGAAUGUGGUUUGAUUUCAUCGGAGCAUGCCUAUACUCCUUUCAUGAUUUUCUCUCUGAUAUUUACUAUAAGCUAUACUUCUAUAUUGUACGUAGAUUCCGUUAA
Messenger RNA from Telopea speciosissima, 2857 nucleotides. RefSeq names its product receptor-like protein 15. Lineage: Eukaryota; Viridiplantae; Streptophyta; Magnoliopsida; Proteales; Proteaceae. Gene Ontology annotation, molecular function: protein binding. The transcript has 7 exons. The coding region runs from base 503 to 2857 and encodes 784 amino acids. The record is from RefSeq and is a predicted model, not a curated record.